AGCGGCGCGGCGGGCGGCGCACACACGCACACACACCUCCCUGCAUGUGAUUAAAUGGCUCGAAAUCUGCUUCUGAUUUCCUCGGGGAGGUGACUUUUCCCUUCUUUUCAACCCGGGAUUUAUUGGAGCCUUUUUACUCCGCUUCCAGGCAGCGACCGGGACUCGGGUUCUCCGCUUCUUGGCUUUUGUAAUUUUUUUUGUGUGUGUGUGGAUCUUUUUUUUCCCCCUAAUUUAUUAUUUUUUCCUUUUCCUCUCCUUUUCUCCUUCGCUCCUUCCCCGCCGCCCCACGAGCAGCCACGGGCAGUGCGGUGGAUCUGGCGGGAGCUCUGCCGGCUGCGGGCACAGCGCUGUGGACCCGCCCGCAGCGCCGGAGCAGCGCUCCCGCUUCGCUCUAUUUCGCCUUAUUUCGCUUUCGCUCUAGUUUUUUUUAUUAUUAUUAUUUCCUGGAAAAUUAUUAUUAUUGCUCUUUUUUUCUUUCUUUCUUUCUCUUUUUCUCCUUUUUUUUUUUUUUCUCCUUUUUUUUUUUUUUUUUUUUUUCUUUUUUCCUGUUGCCAUCAGCCAAGGGAAGGGGAGCGGCCCCGCACUGCCGCCCGCGCUGCUGUGGCGGCCCCGGCUCCUCUCGCCGCCGCGGCCCCGGACCCUCCGGCGGACCGAGCCCGCUACCUGCCUGGCCGCGGGAGGAUGGAGGCCCCACAGCUCCUGCGCCUGCUGCUCACCACCAGCGUGCUGCGCCUGGCACAGACUGCAAACCCCUUCGUGGCUCAGCAGACACCCCCAGAUCCCUGCUAUGAUGAGAGUGGGGCUCCCCGUCGCUGCAUCCCCGAGUUUGUCAACGCUGCCUUCGGGAAGGAGGUGCAGGCUUCCAGCACCUGUGGGAAGCCCCCGACUCGGCACUGCGAUGCCUCGGACCCCCGCCGAGCCCACCCACCCGCCUACCUGACCGACCUCAACACGGCCGCCAACAUGACGUGCUGGCGCUCCGAGACCCUGCACCACCUCCCCCAUAACGUCACCCUCACCCUCUCCCUCGGCAAGAAGUUUGAGGUGGUCUACGUCAGCCUCCAGUUCUGCUCGCCCCGGCCGGAGUCCACCGCCAUCUUCAAGUCCAUGGACUAUGGCAAGACGUGGGUGCCCUACCAGUACUACUCCUCGCAGUGCCGCAAGAUCUACGGCAAGCCCAGCAAGGCCACCGUCACCAAGCAGAACGAGCAGGAGGCCCUGUGCACCGACGGCCUCACCGACCUCUACCCGCUCACCGGCGGCCUCAUCGCCUUCAGCACGCUCGACGGGCGGCCCUCGGCCCAGGACUUUGACAGCAGCCCUGUGCUGCAGGACUGGGUGACGGCCACCGACAUCCGGGUGGUGUUCAGCCGUCCCCACCUCUUCCGCGAGUUGGGGGGCCGCGAGGCUGGCGAGGAGGACGGGGGGGCCGGGGCCACCCCCUAUUACUACUCGGUGGGCGAGCUGCAGGUCGGCGGGCGCUGCAAGUGCAACGGGCACGCCUCGCGCUGCGUCAAGGACAAGGAGCAGAAGCUGGUGUGCGACUGCAAGCACAACACCGAGGGGCCCGAGUGCGACCGCUGCAAGCCCUUCCACUACGACCGGCCGUGGCAGCGGGCCAGCGCCCGCGAGGCCAACGAGUGCCUGGCCUGCAACUGCAACCUGCACGCUCGGCGCUGCCGCUUCAACAUGGAGCUGUACAAGCUGUCGGGCAGGAAGAGCGGCGGCGUUUGCCUCAACUGCAGACACAACACGGCUGGGAGGCACUGCCACUACUGCAAGGAGGGCUUCUACCGGGACCUCAGCAAGUCCAUCACGGACCGCAAGGCCUGCAAAGCCUGUGACUGCCACCCAGUCGGAGCUGCCGGCAAGACCUGCAACCAAACAACAGGGCAGUGCCCGUGUAAGGACGGCGUGACCGGCCUCACCUGCAACCGCUGCGCCAAGGGCUUCCAGCAGAGCCGCUCGCCCGUGGCCCCCUGCAUCAAGAUCCCUGCCAUCAAUCCGACCUCUCUCAUCACCAGCACGGAGGCACCUGCAGACUGUGACUCCUACUGCAAGCCAGCCAAAGGCAACUACAAGAUUAACAUGAAGAAAUACUGCAAGAAAGAUUAUGUGGUCCAAGUGAACAUUUUGGAAAUGGAGACGGUGGCCAACUGGGCCAAGUUCACCAUCAACAUCCUCUCCGUCUACAAGUGCCGCGACGAGCGGGUCAAGCGUGGAGACAACUUCUUGUGGAUCCACCUCAAGGACCUGUCCUGCAAAUGCCCCAAAAUCCAGAUCAGCAAGAAGUACCUGGUGAUGGGGAUCAGCGAGAACUCCACCGACCGGCCAGGACUGAUGGCCGACAAGAACAGCCUGGUCAUCCAAUGGAGGGAUGCCUGGACUCGCCGCCUUCGGAAACUGCAGCGGCGGGAGAAGAAAGGGAAGUGUGUGAAGCCCUGAGGGCCUCGUGCCCCGCACAGGUCCCGGCCCGGCCGCGCACCCAGCCUGUGCCCAGAGACUCUGUACAUAUAUAUCGUGUGAACGGACUCUUCUGUCUAUAGUGUAUAUUUUGGCAAUGGUUCCCCUUUGUGUGUGUGUGUGUGCACGCGUGGAUGUGUAUGUGUGUGGGUCUCCUUCUCUCAGUGUGUAUUAAAAAUAAGGCGGUAAUGACAAACCUUUAAUGAGGAGCAAAGCAGAGGGGGUCCUGGGGGUGCCUGUUGCCUAAAGGAGCUUGAGGGGCUGGUUUCUUGCUCCGGGCAUGCUGUUCCUCAUCCUUCUGUCCUAGUCUCUCUUUCCCCUUGUGCAAAACCUUCUGCCCAGUGCUGCUGUCUGAGCUCGCAGCUCUCUCUGCUGUGUGCUGAGGGUCUGCUUCCCCCUCACGUGCUGCACAUGCGCUGCUCUCAGCUCUCAUGCCCCCUUUUCAUGUGCAGCAGAGACAGGAGGUCACUUUCCUCCAUCCCGGUGCACACACGGACUGGCUGGGUGGAGACCAUCCAGCACUGCAGGACCAGCCCCAGAAGCUCGCUGGGAGAACCAAGUGACCUUUCUCCAGACCCGAUCCUGCAGGACCUCAGCUUUACACAGACUGGUGCUGCUGCCCAGGGGCAGGGCCCAUGGAAAUCUUGGGGACAGCCAGGGUUGUUGGUCACCACCCCACAGAGCUGCGCUCAGCAGGGAGCAGGGAGCUGCCUGUCCAGGUGCACGGCCCAGGUGACCCAACAGGAAAGACCUGCAGAUACCCAUAUUCUUCUCUUGUGCCAGCUCUGCGUGCUGCUGUGACUUUGGCCAUGCCAGAGGUGUGGAGGCAGAGGUGGCAGGAAGAGAGAAGAGCUUUUGCUGACCAACCUCCAGUCUUUUAUGUCUUCCUCAUACUGUAUUAAUCUCCAGUUCAAACAGACAUCAGUUUCUUUCCAUGUUGAGGUUAUAGUGGUCUCAGCAUAAUAAACAUGAGUGGAAAUAAUAGCUGAUCUGACAGUAGAUGUUCCUUUCCGUAUAAACCUUGCCUGUUUAGGAAAGCUGCGAGGCUCAGCAAGGAGCUGCAGCCUGUGCUGCUGUUUCCUGGUGUGUCAGGAAGAUGCUUUGGCCUUCUGUGCCCAUCACAUGGUGAGCAGCCAACACAUCCCAGGGGUGUCUGCAGCAGAGGAGAUGGCACAGCCCUGGGGCAUCAGGUCAGGGGAGUAAGGGGAGUGAGUAUCUACACACUUGGAGAAGCUGUUGAAGAUAGCGAUGAUUGCUUUUCAGAGGCACGUGGGGCCAGCAGUGCUGUCCUUCUGGCCCUGCGGAUGCCACUUUGCUCUUGCAGAGCACUGGAAGAACUGGAGUAGAAGAGGGGCAAAGUGUGAGUUGGGCCUGUGUGGUUUUGGAUGAGUUGUUCCUGUGCUAUGCUUCCAACUCAGAGCUUCCUUCCCUGCUCCAGACGAGUUGAAGGGACUCUCCCGACCCCAGUGCUGCUGUUCUGGUUGUCACAGGCCACCAGCCUCUGCCACAAGAUGUCCCUUGAACUACACAGACACCCAGCCCUCUUACUCCUGCUGCUGCUUGCACCCAGCAACCCUGGCUGGCCACACCGCUGUUGUCAUGCUGGAACUGGGCAGAGGCAUCCUCAGCUGUGCAUGGAGGGACUCCUCUUGGGAUGGGCUCAGCAUUGCACUGGGAUCUGCCUGGCCCUCUCCUCCUCAGCCACAGCUGUGGAAGAGCAGCAGAACAUGAAUGCUGCCCUGGACAGGACUGCAGAAGGAGCAUGCAACCUCCAAGCACACACGUGAAGAUCCCGUGCUCCCCAGAAUCCACUCCACACAUACUGCGGGACGGGAAGCUCCAGGUUUUCCUUUGGCACCUGUCUCCUCUUCAUCUGAAGUCACCUCUAAAGCUCUGGGAGGACUUUGGCGUCGGCAGCUGCUGUUUGGGAUUUAUCCUGCUCUCUGUUCAGCCCCCAGGACGAGUGAUCCCAGCAGUGCCUCACAUGCACCCUGCUGGGCCCUGCACUGUGCAACCCAGCGCCACCACACAGCUGCCAUCACAUGAACCUGAGCUGGGCACCAGCUGCAGGCAGGGACCCACAUCUGGGGGCCCAGCAGCACUGCUGGGGGUGCUCUGAGAGGUGUAUGUAAUUCCCACAUGUCUGCAUGCCUUUUUGUCACCUCUUCCCAUUUGCUUUAGAAGUGAAGCGUAUCACCAGGUGGAGCAAACCCAAGAGACUGGCAGGGUCAUUUUGGGGAGCCCUAUGUGGGUUUGGGGGGCUUUGCUGGGCUUUCUGGUCUGCUGAGAUGUGCAAUAUAUGUACCACCUGGGGCACCCAUGAAAGCCGUGUCAAACAUGUACAAAGAAAAGCCAGCAGAUGUUACGGACCACAGUGUAACAUACAUAUGUACGUUUGUUUUUUAUUAUUAUUUUAUUAUUAUUAUUUUUAAUAACACGAGUCUAAUAAGUA
Molecule: messenger RNA, 4915 nt
Organism: Tympanuchus pallidicinctus (lesser prairie-chicken)
Lineage: Eukaryota; Metazoa; Chordata; Aves; Galliformes; Phasianidae
Gene: NTN3
Product: netrin 3
Exons: 7
Coding region: 682-2445 (587 amino acids)
Molecular function (GO): protein binding
Source: RefSeq, a predicted model, not a curated record